AUGCACCGUGCUGCAGUGGUAUUAGUGCUGUCUAUUUUCGUUUUCAUCUGUUCGUCGGCGCAGAAUAUAUUCUUCUCUGAGGCAGAUUAUCGUCAACUUUAUCCUCUGCUAUCGAUUGUUAUUCGUUUACAGAAUCACGCGCACGCAUUGCCGUAUUUUUUCGGUUUACUAGAGAAUCUUGACUAUCCGAAGGAUCAAAUUCUAGUUGAUAUAUACAUAGGAAUACAUAUUGAUGCAACUUUCCUCAAAACUAAACAAUGGGCAGAUGAUGCAAGAAAGCAUUAUCGUUCCGUUUUUCUUACUGAUGAUACGAAAAACUGGCAAGAAGAAGCACUGAUGAAGGCAAGAAAUGGUCAUGCAAAGUAUUUGCUGUAUCUAAAGGGUGAUCAUUUGUUGACGGAUCACAGGACCCUCCAGACAUUGAUGCGAAAGAAGAAAUUAGCUAUUGCCCCUCUUCUUUUUGCCCCGUUUGGUGAUCCGCCUACAGUCUUCAUAUCUGAAGAUUACAAUACUCGAAGAGAAAUAUCUACCCUAGAAGUCAAGAUGGUUCCAGAACCGUUGCUAAUAGAUUUGGCACACAAAGACUCAUCAUUCUUAACAUUUUCUUCCGAAAAUUUGUAUGGUUAUUCUGAAAAUGAUUCUAAAGAGCCAAAUGUUGUGCUUGAGAAUUCGGCGUCUCGGAUGGAUAUACCAUUUUUCUUGGAUAAUGAGCAUUUCUAUGGAUAUUUUUUCAAUCAUUCAUUACGUUCCUUGGAUUUUCAGCGAAAAGCGCUUCGUUAUUUGUUAGCCGAUUGGAUUGCUGAUAGUGGUCUAAUGCCAAUUGUACACUCUUCGUUUUUGAAUGUCACUUAUCCAAGACCGUCACUUUUUGGUGUUGAUAAAAUUUAUGUUAUUAAUCUCGAACGAAGAAAAACAAGAAAAGUUAAAAUGAUGGAAUUAUUGAAAUUGAUGGGAUUUGAAUAUACGUGGUGGGAAGCGACUGAUGGUCACCACUUGGAUUCGGAACCCUUAUACAGAGAGAUUAAGUUUUUGCCUGGAUAUGAAGAUCCGUUCUACAAAAGACCGAUGAAAGCUGGAGAAGUCGGUUGUUUCUUGAGCCAUUAUCGCAUAUGGCAGGAAGUAGAUAAAAAGAAAUUGGAUCGUGUAAUUAUAUUCGAAGAUGAUUUACGUUUUGUGGUCAAUUCAACAGAUCUUCUAAAAGAACUCAUUGAAGAUAUUGAUAGUUCAAGAAUUGAAUGGGAUCUGGUAUAUUUGGGCAGAAAACGGCUGGAAGGUGCAAAUGAAAAUUGGGUGCCUGGUCAUCGACACUUAAGUACUGUUGAUUAUUCAUAUUGGACACUUGGUUAUAUGUUGUCACUGAAUGGCGCUCGAAAACUGCUUGGUGGUAAUCCUUUAAGAAAACUUGUACCGGUGGAUGAAUAUAUCCCGAUUAUGUUCAAUAAGCAUCCAAAUACAACAUGGACAAAUGCAUUUCCACAUCGUGAUUUAAUUGCUUAUACGAUUUAUCCGACCGUUGUUGUUCCAGAAAGGUACACCUAUCAGCACGGUUACUUCAGCGAUACAGAAGAUUCAGAUAUUGUCGGUAUGGAAAGUGCAACUUGGGCACUCAAAAAAAUGAAUAAAGAUGAAUUAUGA
This is a messenger RNA of Loa loa (African eye worm), 1635 nucleotides long. RefSeq lists its product as hypothetical. Bases 1 to 1635 code for a protein of 544 amino acids. NCBI's taxonomy places the organism in Eukaryota, Metazoa, Nematoda, Chromadorea, Rhabditida, Onchocercidae. Gene Ontology annotation, molecular function: procollagen galactosyltransferase activity. The transcript is spliced from 8 exons. The record is from RefSeq and is a predicted model, not a curated record.